This is a messenger RNA of Bombina bombina (fire-bellied toad), 897 nucleotides long. Its product is annotated as gastrula zinc finger protein XlCGF8.2DB-like. Gene Ontology annotation, biological process: regulation of transcription by RNA polymerase II; central nervous system development. Gene Ontology annotation, molecular function: DNA-binding transcription factor activity, RNA polymerase II-specific; RNA polymerase II cis-regulatory region sequence-specific DNA binding. The transcript has a single exon. Lineage: Eukaryota; Metazoa; Chordata; Amphibia; Anura; Bombinatoridae. The record is from RefSeq and is a predicted model, not a curated record. The coding region runs from base 1 to 606 and encodes 201 amino acids. Gene Ontology annotation, cellular component: nucleus.
AUGAGUGACCCUAUGUAUAACAAAUUAUUCACUGCUAAUACAAGCCACAUAAUGCGUACAGGAGAGAAACCAUUCACUUGUACAGAGUGUAAAAAGGGUUUCACACUAAAGAGAGGUCUUGCACGUCACAUAAGGAGUCAUAAAGAGGAGAAAUCUUAUAUAUGUACAGAGUGUGGGAAAGGAUUUGCACAACAAUGUGAUUUGCUACGUCAUCUAAGGACUCACACAGGAGAGAAACCUUAUAUAUGUUCAGAGUGUGGGAAAGAUUUUGCAACACAAGGUAAUCUACUACAUCAUCUAAGGAUUCACACAGGAGAGAAACCUCAUACUUGUACAGAGUGUGGGAAAGGAUUUGGAAAACAAGGUCAUUUGCUACAUCAUCUAAGAACUCACACAGGGGAGAAACCUUAUACAUGUACAGAGUGUGGAAAAGGUUUUACAGUACAGUCUAAUUUAUUACGUCAUCUAAGGACACACACAGGAGAGAAACCUUAUACAUGUACAGAUUGUGGGAGAAGAUUUGCAAACAAUGGAAAUCUCCUAACUCACCAAAAGAUUCACAUAAGAAAAGGAUUACAAAGAAAUAAAAAUAUACUAGGUUUAUAAAAAAAAAAAUAGUGUUGAUUUGCAGGCAGCUAGAGUCAGAUGGCAAACAAAAGUUAUAAUAUAAACUUGACUGCAUUGUUUAGAAAAUUUGCAGAAAAUGAACAAAACUAAUGAUAUUGACUGUUUGUUGAAUGCCCAUUUCAUAAUGUAUCACUGGUCUGCUGGAUGUAAAUCCUGCACUGUAUGCUUAGAUAUUGAUAUGAAUAAAAACACAUUGUACAAUGAUUUAUUUCCUCUAAUGAAACAAACCUAUUUCAAUUUUCAUUUCAUAUCAUGCCUCGUUUAAUUUUG